This is a messenger RNA of Linum trigynum, 2964 nucleotides long. Lineage: Eukaryota; Viridiplantae; Streptophyta; Magnoliopsida; Malpighiales; Linaceae. The record is from the annotation of a GenBank genome assembly.
CUAGCUAGCUAGCUAGUAAAUAUUAGCUUAUAGAGCAAAUCGCUUAAAAUGGGUUCUGAUGAGUCUCUGAAGCUUCCAUUCAUAGAUUUCUCAUCAGAGCUGAAACCAAGCACCCCCAGUUGGGAUUCCUUGAAACUCCAAGUUCGAGAAGCACUUGAAAACUAUGGCUGCUUCGAGGCAUCUUUUCCCAACGACAAGGUUCCUGGCGAGCUUCGACUUGAUGUUUUCAGUUCAUUGGAAGAGCUUUUCGAUCUGCCUUUGCACACCAAACAACAGAGUGGUGCUUCUCAGUCAUUUCAACACGGCUACGUUGCGACACCGAUUCCUUUCUUCCAGAGCUUUGGGAUGGACGAUCCCAAUUUGCUUGACGUGGUCGAAACCUUCACCGACAAAUUGUGGCCCCAUGGAGGAAACCCAAGUUUCAGCAACAACAUUCACACCAUGGUUGGGAUGGUCUCUGAAUUCAAUCGCUCCGUGAGGAGAAUGAUACUCGAGAGUUUUGGGCUUGAGAAAUAUGUCGACGAGCAUCUGGGCUUCACAAAGUACCACUUGAGGGUCAUGAAAUACGAAGCCGUCCAACCUCACGAUGAGACAGAACUCGGGCUGAGAGUUCACACGGAUAAGAGUUUCAUGACCAUACUAUGCCAAAAUGAGGUUGGGGGACUGGAACUUCAAACCAAGAAAGGCGAAUGGGUUAAGUUCAGACCGACAUCUCCUAGCUCAUUCGUCGUUCUGAUCGGCGAUGCUCUUCAUGUAUGGCUGAAUAGUAGAGUUCACUGUCCCAAGCACAAGGUUACGUUGUGUCAGUUACAUGAUAAGAUGAGAUACUCCUUUGGACUUUUCACAAUACCGAAGCCCGAGUACGUUAUAAAAGCUCCAGAAGAACUGAUCGACGAAAAACACCCCUUGAGGUUCAAGCCCUUUGCUUAUCAAGAGUAUUUUGCUUUGGCUUAUAGCAAGCCUGGGUCGAAAGACGGUUCUAUACUACAUGCACAUUAUGGGAUUUGAAACUUAAUCAAAAUUUGUGCUGAUUGAACUUCAACUCAGCAUGUCUGUCAGUCAACAUAUAUGUAAUAAUAUCGACGUGUGUUACCUUUACUUUACGUGAUGAUGUUUGUUGUCCAUCGCUUAGGUUCAGUGAAACAACAAUAAUACCGAUUAAUUGUACCCACCACAUUAUAAAAUUAGCUCGAGUCAGCAAGAACUUGGUCUUGAAAUGUCCCAUUUAGCCUAAUAACCAAGUCUCAUUUAGACCCAAAUCCCUAAAAAAUCCCUCAAGUCAAAAUUGAUGAUCCAAACGACCCCUUAAACUCGAUUGUGAAUUUUUCAUUUUGUUGACAUAAUAUGAUCCAACAAUAAUACGAAUUUCUUAUACAUAUGCUUAAUCAGCCAUGAUCUCAUUUGGGGUCCAUUGACAUACGGGGAUAGGACAAUUCAAAUAAAAAAUACUAAUAGCCAUGAAAUAAAGCAUUCAUCACACUCAUAUAUAUGACAUAAUGCUUAGCCAAAAUGGGAAGAGAUAGUGGCAACAUUCAUAGUGUUAAAAUAUUAAUCAUGUUUGAUCUUAUAUAUGCUGACCAGAGAUUCCCCUCCAAUUGAUUUGAUUGGAGACCGGCCGGAGAGGCCAUUGAUUUGAUGCUGUGCUGGUAGGCGGUAGCUGUAGAUGAGAGAAGGCUCUGGCUUCUUCUUUCGAGUCUUAGCUUUCACGGAUGUUGCAAUAGCUAAUUAAACGCCGCUAAAUUAGUUUAAUUAUCAUUCACUAGAUAAUUGGCCCGAGCGUUGCUUCGAGAUCUUGUACAAUUUUUUUUUUGAGAUUUUUUAUAUGUUGUGAUAUUUGGUUUUGUAAAUGAACCUUUUAUACUUAUGGUCUAAAUUAUUGAAGGACCAAAUCAUUUAUAAUAUAAUGAAUUAUGCAAUAAUUUGAUUGGAUGUAAUGCAUAAGUGAAAUGUAGGAAAAUGAACUUUGAAUUAUAGAAUGAAUAAACCUAAUUUUUUUUGUUCACUUCUCUCAUACAUUUCAAAUUUGAAUGCGUUGGAACGAAUAAAAUAUUAUCAAAUGCUUAGUUUAUAAAUAUGCUACGCAAAUGCUAAACUAUGAUAGUUUUUUUUUAAGACUCAAAUACAUAUCUACAUGAUAGUCAUGUGUUUUUUUUACUUUUCUAAUACAUUUCAAAUUCGAAUGCGUUGGAACGAAUAAAAUAUUAUCAAAUUCUAAUUUCAUAUAUAGUGAAAAGAAGCACGAAAACAAAAAGAAAAUAUCAUAAUUAAAUAGUGUUUGUACCACAUAGAAUUGUUAUUUACUCGUUCGUACAAUUUUAGCUGAGAAUGGUGCGUAUACAAUUUAAAUACUAUAAUUUUAAGCAUUAAUCCCAUCAAUUUAAACUGUGAUAUUUAUCAUCUGCUUUACUAAUCUCCACAAUUAGCCAUUAUAACCCAUACAAUUUUUGACUUGCGUGGCUCUUACUCAUAAUUAGCCAUUAUAUAAUCUCAUACCUGUGGAUAACAUGAAUAUAAGACAGUACCAUAUAUCAUUGGGUAGUCUGUACUCUGUACAUAUGGGGUUAUCAAUUAAUUGAAGCAAGAAGGUGAAUAAGGAGGCAACUAAAAUGAAGAAAGGUGAUAAAUGGGCAAGCAAAGUUGGGUUAUUUAGUUACACGUGUAACCUUCAUCUCAUGCAGCAAAUGAACAUCGUCCUCUUGAUUUCCCUUAUCCUUUUCCCUGUUACCCCAUUACUUUUUGUUGCUCGUCAUCCCAAAGAUUAGGGCUGGCUAUUUGGACCGGGACCGGAUGAAAAACCGGAAACCGGACCGUAUAACCCGGACCGAGACCGGACCGGGACCGGAUAGUAAACAAUCCAAUCCAAUCUUUGGGCUUAGAUUUGAGGUAAAAAACCGGAUAAAGACCGGAUAAGAGAGCUUAUCACCCAAAACUUAAGGGUAAUUUGCAUAAACGGUCACAAACCUU